UUGCAUCUUUCAACAGUCAGUGUGUCAGAUUUCCAUAAACCUUCAAAGAAGAAAGAAACCCGUUUCCCAUCCCCACCAUUUUAGCUUUCUCUUUCUUCAAUGGCGCCGAUCAAUCUUCACUCUCUCUACAUUCCACCAUUGCUCAUAAUCUUACUCUUCUUCUCCACCAAUGUAUCGUCUUCAUUGGAUAUCGAGCUGCUUUUAAGCAAGAUCAGACCUUCUCUCCAAGGACAAACAGACAACAUACUGUUAUCUUCUUGGAAUACUUCAUUUCCUCUCUGUCAAUGGAGAGGUCUCAAAUGGGUCUUCUCCGACGGGACCCUUCUACCUUGUGCCGACGCCGACCAUUCCUCUCCUCAGUGGACAAAUCUUUCUCUUUAUACAGAUCCUUCUUUACGUCUUCUCUCUUUACAGCUACCAUCUGCAGGACUUUCCGGUACUCUACCUAGAGAGCUCGGCGAACUAUCCUCACUCCAGAGUCUCUAUUUGGGCGUUAAUACUCUCACGGGUUCUAUUCCUCUCGAGCUUGGUUACAGUUCUUCACUAUCUGAACUCGAUUUGGGUAACAAUUUGUUAAAUGGGUCGCUACCGGCUUCGAUCUGGAACCUUUGUGACCGACUAUCCUCCAUCCGGCUCCAUGGUAACUCUCUCUCCGGUGAAAUUCCUCAACCUGCUUUCCUUAAUUCCUCGUGCAAUAACCUAGAGUCUCUUGAUUUGGGGGAAAAUGAAUUUUCUGGGAAUUUUCCUGAUUUUGUUACUAAGUUUCUUAGCCUUCGAGAACUUGAUCUGGGGAAGAAUGAUUUAUCUGGUUCGAUUCCUAAGACCUUAACUGGGUUAGUCAGUUUAGAGAAAUUGAAUCUUUCUUACAACAAUUUUACUGGGGUUUUGCCGAAUUUUUCUGGGAAGUUCGUUUCAGAUGAAUUUGUGGGGAAUAAUGUUAUGUUAUGUGGAGAUCCGUUGAAGAGAUGUAAUGGAAGCUCCUCUGGGUUGAGUUCAGGCGCUAUAGCUGGCUUUGUUAUCGGUUCUAUGAGUGCUGUUGUGGUUUUUGCUUCGUUAAUGAUUGGUUAUGUUCAAGGAAGGAAGAGAAAGAACAUGGGAGAAGACGAUGAUGAUGAAAUGGUGGAGGAAGGAGAUGUUGAAGAAGGUGAAGAUGCAGAGGGGAAGUUGAUCUUUUUCCAAGGAGGGGAGCAUUUGAUAUUGGAUGAUGUAUUGAACGCCACUGGUCAAGUAAUGGAGAAAUCGAGCUAUGGAACUGUAUACAAAGCGAAGCUGGCGGACGGAGGUACGAUCGCGCUGAGAUUGUUAAGAGAAGGAAGUUGUAAAGAUCGGAGUUUAUGUUUGCCGGUGAUUAAACAGUUGGGUAGAAUCCGCCAUGAGAAUUUGAUCCCACUUCGAGCGUUUUAUCAGGGAAGAAGAGGGGAGAAGCUACUGAUUUAUGAUUAUCUUCCUAAUAGAAGCCUCCAUGAUCUCCUUCACGAAUCUAAGGUGGGGAAGCCGGUUUUGAAUUGGGCGAGGCGUCACAAGAUAGCAUUAGCAAUCGCUAGAGGACUAGCCCAUCUCCAUACUGUUCCAGAAACACCAAUCACACACGGAAACAUCCGGUCUAAAAACGUUCUAAUCGACGAGUUCUUCAUUGCCCGUCUGACAGAAUUCGGGCUGGACAAGAUAAUGAUUCCUGCAGUUGCUGACGAAUUGGUGGCAAUGGCGAAAGCUGACGGUUACAAGGCACCCGAGCUUGAAAAGAUGAAGAAAUGUAAUUCAAGGACGGAUGUUUACGCGUUUGGAAUACUUCUUCUGGAGAUAUUGAUAGGGAAGAAACCGGGGAAGAGUGGAAGGAACGAGGAAUUUGUUGAUUUGCCAUCGCGUGUGAAAGUGGCGGUUUUGGAGGAGACUACGAUGGAGGUUUUUGAUAUUGAGGUUUUGAAGGGAAUAAGGAAUCCUAUGGAAGAUGGCUUGGUUCAGGCUUUGAAACUCGCAAUGGGGUGUUGUGCACCGGUGGCGGCGGUGAGGCCGACGAUGGAUGAGGUGGUUAAGCAGUUGGAGGAGAACCGGCCGAGGAAUAGGUCUGCUCUUUAUAGUCCGGCUGAGACUAGGAGUGGAACCGGUACUCCUUUUUGAGUCUUAGAAAAUUGAUCAACUUUUUCCUUAAUGUUGUCCUAAUAGAUAUGAUGAUUAAUGUUUGGUUUUGCCAUAGGAUGUUUCCACUUAUGUUGUUUAUUAUUAUUAUUAUGCAGAAAGACAAUACAUUAAUAAUAGAAUAGUAGUGUUUCUUAUUUUAGUAAAAAAAUCUUUACUUUAUUCUCCAUGUCUAUGC
Molecule: messenger RNA, 2314 nt
Organism: Impatiens glandulifera
Lineage: Eukaryota; Viridiplantae; Streptophyta; Magnoliopsida; Ericales; Balsaminaceae
Product: putative kinase-like protein TMKL1
Exons: 2
Coding region: 100-2118 (672 amino acids)
Biological process (GO): protein phosphorylation
Molecular function (GO): ATP binding; protein kinase activity; protein binding
Source: RefSeq, a predicted model, not a curated record